AUGCUGGAAAUGCCUCCUGACACCGAAAUUCUUUACCCUGAAAACGAGGAUUCUACCCCAAGAAACAGCCCUCCAGGCAACGGCUCCCCGCCCCCACCCCCCACGUCUGACAGUGAAACCAGCUUCGGGCUGCGCCAUGAUGCCCCGAAACCGGGGAAGGAAACUCGACCUUCUCAUUUCCACGUGGUGCCUUUGAUGGGCCAUCAGCUCAUUUCAGCAUCCGUGGGGAAGAACCUCGGAACCAGGAAACACAAGAGCGGGCGAGGAGGGACAUCUGGAGCCCCGGGGCUGUCCCAGCCGUCCCCCGGGCGCCCGGAGGGAUGGUCCCUCACAAGGCUGAGACGCGCCUCUGCAUCUCCCGGCACGCGGGAAGCUGAAGAGAGAUGCAGCUCAAAGUCAGGACCUGAAAGGCUUCCACGUCCUCCGGGCAGCCCCGCAGGUCCCCUGGCGACGGCCGUUCUGCUCUCGGUGCUGCUGGACCCCGCACUCGUCCUGACGCAGAACCAGGAUGCGGAUCUACCCACCGUGGACCCGAACUCCAGUCUAAACGUGAGGUUCGACCCAAAGACGGCGAAAUUAACUUGGGACUGCAAAGAGAACACUACCGACGGGCAAUGCGUGCUGAUCCACAAGGAGAGGGGACAGAUUAAAAAAAAGGUCAAAGACAAGGAAUGUGAGUGCACCUUUCAGGACUGUACUCUCCAUGGGGGAGUCACACUCACCGUUGAAAUAAAUGUCAACCGGAGACACGUUUCGGAAACGCUGGUCUACACGAACCCAGGUGGGGAGGGCACAGCUGCCCAGAACUUCUCCUGUCUGAUCUACGAUGCGGAUUUCAUGAACUGCACCUGGGCCAAAGGUCAAGCAGCGCCCGAGGACGUCCAGUAUUUUUUGUACGUGAGGUCAAGGAAAAAAAUCGAAAGGGAAUGUCCUCGUUACCUGCGAGACGCGGGAACCCACGUGGGAUGUCACCUCCAGAACCUCUCGGGAUUGGCUUCCUACAGUUACUUCCUGGUGAACGGUACCAGCCAAGAAACGGGAAUCCAGUUCUUCGAUUCGUUUCUGUUGUUAAAGGAAAUAGAGCAAUACAACCCGCCCAACAACAUCUCCGUGUACUGCAACGAAUCCUACUGCCUCAUCCAGUGGGAAAAGCCCAGGACCCGACGAACACUGUCCAACAGGGAGUUCCAGUACCAGCUGGACAUCCAGAGACAGAGUAAUACCGGAAGCGAUAGAAAUCAGCUGAUCGUGGUGUCUGGGGACUCGGGAAAUAAAUACGACUUUCCGAGACCGGGGUCCAGAGCCAAACAUACUGUGCAGAUGAGGACGUCAGACGCCCGGAAAGCACACUGGGGUACUUGGAGCCAGCCCGUGGUGUUUGGCUCCGAAGAGCCAGAAUCCAGCCUGCUGCAUGUCUACCUGCUGGCCGUCCUGGGCACCCUCAUCUGUGGCCUGACCGUCGGCUGCCUUUUCAAAAGGUUCCUAGGGACUCCCAGGCUAUUCCCGCCAAUUCCACAGAUCAAAGACAAACUGAACGAUAACCGUGAGGUCGACCACCAGAUCCUCUGGGAGAAAUUCACACACGACGCGAGAAAAGGAGAGAAGGAAGAGAUCCUAACCGUGCAGGAAGUCGCAGAAGCCCCAGCGAACGGGUGAAUUCCAGGUGUCUGCAUCCCUUGAACGUUCUUGGAAGUUAUUGGAUUUUUAAAAAAAAUAACCUGUACCGUUUUAAUGUUUUUGAAAAUGUUUUGCUUACUGUUGUGAAUGUAGCUCUUUUAAAUUGUUUUGAGCA
Messenger RNA from Hippopotamus amphibius kiboko, 1792 nucleotides. Its product is annotated as granulocyte-macrophage colony-stimulating factor receptor subunit alpha-like. Gene Ontology annotation, cellular component: membrane. Gene Ontology annotation, molecular function: cytokine receptor activity; protein binding. The transcript is spliced from 15 exons. The record is from RefSeq and is a predicted model, not a curated record. NCBI's taxonomy places the organism in Eukaryota, Metazoa, Chordata, Mammalia, Artiodactyla, Hippopotamidae. Bases 1 to 1656 code for a protein of 551 amino acids.